Molecule: messenger RNA, 870 nt
Organism: Boleophthalmus pectinirostris (great blue-spotted mudskipper)
Lineage: Eukaryota; Metazoa; Chordata; Actinopteri; Gobiiformes; Gobiidae
Product: dual specificity phosphatase 29-like
Exons: 4
Coding region: 244-870 (208 amino acids)
Biological process (GO): negative regulation of MAPK cascade; protein dephosphorylation
Cellular component (GO): cytoplasm
Molecular function (GO): protein tyrosine/serine/threonine phosphatase activity; MAP kinase phosphatase activity
Source: RefSeq, a predicted model, not a curated record
CAAAAAAGUAGCCUGUAAAAUACAACUGCAUGUAUUACAUUUGUGUUGUGUCAGAGCUGAGGUCAGGUGUUGGAGCCCAGCUGACUCAAAAUAUCAGGUUACCCACAGGCAGCCUUUCAUUCUGGGGAAGUGUAAAAGCCCCCACAGUGACCCACACAAGAGUCCUGAGCCACGCAUGGACACACAAACAAAGGAGAGGCCUGCUGUUCCUCUGAUGAGGACAUUCUCUAAAAAGGGUGCAUCAUGACUUCCUGUGCGACAAAGAGCCGUCAUAGAAACCCUUAUGCUGCGGUGCGUGUGGACCCUGACAGUGAUUAUAUCACUCCAGGGACAUUAGACCUGGAGCAGAUGUUCUGGGCCGGCUCUGGGGCACAAUACACACACGUGGAUGAGGUUUGGCCCAAUAUCUACAUUGGAGAUGAAAAGACAGCUCUGGAGGUAGAAGGUCUAAGGGAGCUGGGCAUCACCCAUGUCCUGAACGCAGCAGAGGGGAAGUUUAAUAAUGUGCUGACUGGAGCCACCUACUACAGUGACUCACACAUUCAGUAUCUGGGUGUGGAGGCCGAUGACAAACCCACAUUUAACAUGUCCCAGCACUUCUGCUCCACAACACAGUUCAUCCAUGAAGCGCUCAGGGAUCCCCACAACAAAGUGCUGGUGCACUGUGUGAUGGGGCGGAGCCGCUCUGCCACCUUGGUCCUGGCUUACCUCAUGAGCAAACACAGUUUAACUGUGGUGGAUGCCAUUGAGCAUGUGCGACAGCGCCGCUGUAUUCUGCCUAAUCAUGGCUUCCUAAAGCAGCUCAGGGCUCUAGAUAUCACACUACAAGAGGAGAGACUAAAACAGAAGAAACAGCUGCAAGGUCAAUGA